Molecule: messenger RNA, 2648 nt
Organism: Glycine soja
Lineage: Eukaryota; Viridiplantae; Streptophyta; Magnoliopsida; Fabales; Fabaceae
Product: protein arginine N-methyltransferase 1.6
Exons: 14
Coding region: 268-2454 (728 amino acids)
Biological process (GO): peptidyl-arginine methylation
Molecular function (GO): protein-arginine omega-N monomethyltransferase activity
Source: RefSeq, a predicted model, not a curated record
UUAUCUACGUUACACCAUUAAUUCAUUACAUUACUUUGUGUACUAACACUCUCCAGGUUCCAAUCUUGCCUUUGUGGAUCUUUCCCUCUAGUGCCAAUACCACCCCUAGUUCGAACGAGGUACACAUUCAAGUAGUUAUAUAUUAUUUAGGCAAAUGCUUAGUAUUGUGUAAUUAAAUUAAACGUUCAAAUGCUUAGUAUUGUUUAGAUAUAGGAUACAUUUUUCUAGUUCAUCCACAAUGUCAUUGAAACACUGCCAUAGAGUUCCAUGAUUUCUGUGUUCCCCAAAACCCUAAUCGCCACUCGUUUCCUUUCCCGAACCCGACCUCGAAUACAUACUCCCAAACUAACCGCCAUUAGAACCAUGAGCUCGUCCACCCAGCGCAUGUUCCAGCUCAAGCUUGACCCAAUAACGGGUAACUCUGAAUGGGUCGUCAUCGAAGACAACGACGACGGAGACGAAAGCUUCGCCCAUAAUUUCCACCAACCCCUCCUCGCCACGACGUCGUAUCUGGACAUGCUCAACGAUUCCCCCAGAAACACUGCGUUUCGCCAAGCCAUUCAAAAAACCAUCACCAAACCUUGCCACGUUCUCGAUAUCGGUGCUGGAACUGGGUUGCUUUCGAUGAUGGCUGCACGUGCCAUGGGUGAUGAAGGGAGGGUCACGGCGUGUGAGUCUUACCUUCCAAUGGUGAAGCUGAUGAAGAAGGUGCUGCGAAUUAAUGGCAUGGAGGGAAGAGUCAAGGUCAUCAACAAGCGCUCGGAUGAACUCGAAGUUGGUCUCGAUAUCCCUUCGCGUGCAGAUGCUCUUGUGAGCGAGAUACUUGAUUCAGAGCUGCUGGGCGAGGGGCUUAUACCGACCCUACAACAUGCACAUGACAAUUUGUUGGUAGAAAAUGCUCUGACUGUGCCAUAUCGAGCAACUACAUACGGACAGCUGGUUGAAAGCACAUUCUUAUGGCAGUUGCAUGAUUUGCAUAGCAUUGAGGCUACUGUAUCUGAUGGCAUUCAACUUACUCCUCCCGGACUUGAUAGUGUGUUAAGUGUCAAACGUCAGCAAUAUGCCAUGCAUUGCAAUCCUAUACAAGAAGAAAUAAAACUGCUUUCAGAACCCUUCAAAAUUUUUGAAUUUGAUUUUUGGAAACGGCCAGAGAGUUCUGGAGAAACUGAGCUGUGUGUAAAGGCAACUAAUGAUGGGAGAAUUCAUGCUGUGGUCUCUUGGUGGGUACUUCAACUUGAUCGUGAAGGGACCAUCUAUUAUUCCACUGCUCCUAGGUGGAUAAGCUCACCAACAAUUACAAGUCCUGUUGGUUGGUGUGACCACUGGAAACAGUGUGUUUGGUUUGUUCCUGGCAGUGGUAUUUCCAUAUUCAAAGGGGAAGAAAUUCAUUUACAUGCUACUCAUACUGAGACAAGUAUCUCAUAUAAUUUAGAUACUCAAGUACCUACAUCUGAGAUUUUGAACCAUAGGUGUAUGACUGGAGAUUUGCAGCUUGUACUGCCACCAGAAAGGGUUGCAAUCUAUGGAGACAAAGGAUGGAGGCUUUCAAUGUUGAAAGCAGUACAAAGCAUGUUGCAGGGAAGAGAUCACCCGUUAUGCUUAGUUGCAGAUGAUAGUGUGUUUUUACCUCUUCUUGUGGCACAGCUUUCAGAAGCAUCACAUGUAAUGUCAUUACUUCCGGGGCUUAAGGAAAGAGGCCUACAAUAUUUGCAAGCGGCUGCCCAUGCAAAUGGUUUGUCACGUAAUUGCAUAGAAGUUCUUGAAAAAAGGGUGAAACAGUUAACCAUGCAUGAUAUACACCAGAAAAAGGUUGAUCUGUUGAUAGCAGAACCUUUCUAUGUAGGGCAUGAUGGCAUGCUUCCAUGGCAGAACCUGCGGUUUUGGAAGGAUCGUACAACACUUAAUGAUAUCCUCUCUGAAGAUGCUCUGAUAAUUCCUAGUAAAGGAAUAUUGAGAGCAUGUGCCAUCUCUCUUCCUGAUCUUUGGAAAAGUCGUUGUUGCUUGAGUAAUGUUGAAGGUUUUGACCAUUCAGUUGUAAAUGCUACACUGGGGGCCUGCAGUAAUCUACCUGAACUAGAAGAGGGUCCUUGCCUGCCUUUUUUUGUCUGGCAGUGUGGAGAAUUUGAUGUGCUUAGUGAGACAUUUGAUGUGAUGGAGUUUGAUUUUUCAAAACAAAUAUGCCUAUGUCAAGGAAAAUCCCAGGUUAAGUUCACCAAGACCGGGGUAUGUCAUGGAUUUGUGCUGUGGAUUGACUGGGUGAUGGAUUUGCAAAAUUCUGUUGUGAUAUCAACUGGUCCAGAUAGGAGAUAUUGGAAGCAGGGAGUAAAGCUUCUUGGAACACCUAGAACAGUAGGACCUCAAAGAUCAAGAAAUGUCCAAGCAUGUUCUGCAGUUCUGGAAGCUUGUUUCAAUCCAUUACAGGGGGAACUCAAAAUUAUACUUGAUUUCUUAUGAAACUUUUUCACUCUAGCUAUUAUGUUAUUAUACCCUGGCUUGAUAGACUUUUUCACAAUCAGUGGCAGACAAAAUCGGCUGUCAGCCAAAUGUUGGUUUGAGAUUUUUUUUUUUGUUUAGUUUAUGAUUUGCAUGCAUGGUGAACUUUGUUCUUUGUUCUUUUCAAUGAAACUAAUUUCACUGACUUUAUAUCA